Molecule: messenger RNA, 681 nt
Organism: Neurospora hispaniola
Lineage: Eukaryota; Fungi; Ascomycota; Sordariomycetes; Sordariales; Sordariaceae
Product: cysteine dioxygenase
Exons: 2
Coding region: 1-681 (226 amino acids)
Biological process (GO): L-cysteine catabolic process
Molecular function (GO): cysteine dioxygenase activity; ferrous iron binding
Source: RefSeq, a predicted model, not a curated record
AUGGCUGCAGCCACCACCACCGUCCCCCUCUGUCUCAAAGCUACCUUCAAGGAGACACCAAGCCUAAACAACUUCGAUAAGCUCGUCCAGGCCUUGAAAGAUGCCCUGGGACCGUCGUCGGGUUUGACUUCAGACGAUGUCGAUGUCGAACACCUUACUCGCUUGAUGCUAGACUAUCAAAGUGAUGAGGUAGAAUGGUCGAGGUUCGCCUUUGGUGAUGCAAGCCGGGGGUACACCCGCAAUCUGGUUGAUGAAGGGAACGGGAAAAGCAACCUUCUCGUUCUAGUCUGGUCCCCAGGCAAAGGCUCACCCAUCCACGACCACGGCAACGCCCACUGCCUAAUGAAGAUUCUCCAAGGCAACCUCACCGAAACCCGCUAUGCCUUUCCCGACUCCACUUCAUCAUCAUCCUCCUCCUCUCCCUCCUCAGAACCAGAACGAAUGCAAGUUAUUGCGGAAAAGGUCUACCGCGAAAACGAGGUGGCCUACAUGGCCGACGAGCUUGGCGUGCACCGCGUGUGGAACCAAGACCCGGACAACUUUGCCGUCUCGUUGCACCUGUACACGCCGCCCAACGUAGCAAAGGGGGGCUGUCACAUCUUUAACCCGGAGACGGGAAAGAAGAGCCAUGUGCCCAAGUGCGGGUACUACUCGGCUUAUGGGAAGAGGUUGAAUGAGUAA